AUGGAGAAUUUGUCAGACUCAGACCUUCAGUCCAGCCCAGAACAGCCUGUCGUCGCUCUCACUCCCACGUCUGAGAACCUGGUGGACAUAUGGCAGGCAACUGGAAGCUUCCCAUAUCCGGAUCUCCAGGUCUUCCCACCACCUUCAACCCACGAAUAUUCGAAGAACGAAUUACGUCUAAUUCACCACUUGUCAUCGCUCUCCAACGACCUUCGUCGCAACGGCUCUUCAAAGCUCACUGUGUUCACACAACAGAUACCCAAAUUCCUAAGCAUAGCCUCCUCCUACCCUUUUGUGAUGCACGCUCUGCUUUCCUUCUCCGCCAACCAUCUGGCAUGGACUCAUCGAUCGAAUGAAGCGCGGACGCUGCAUAUCCAUCAUGGCAGCAUUGCUUUGCGAGGGCUACACGAGGCCAUUGGAAGCUUCUCGCGUGAGAAUGCAGACGCUGUACUGGCUGGGUCUGUCCUGAUGCUUUGGCAGGCCACGGAUUGGCGGAGUUGGUCCUCGCUUCGAGCCGGCAUUCAAUCGAUCCUGAAUACGAUGCGAUCCUGGCCGCACGAGUCGAACUUUGCCGAAUACCUGGUGGAAGGAGACAUCAUCGCCAAUUCAUACCGCACGCAUCGCAGGCGCUCGUCUGUGCCGUUCAGCGAAAGGAGCGCGAUACUUCAGCAGGCCGCGCAAGCCGUGCAGCGAGCGCAGAUGGCUCUGGCGGGGCAAGAUUGCGAACUUCACUGGAUCUCCCAGUUGCUUACCUACAUCCAACGGCUGCAAGGCAUGCCUCCUGCACAGUCAGCUCCGGACCAAUUCAGCCAGUUCUACCACCUACGGAAAUGGCUCAUGUGGCUUCCGGUUGCGUUGCUUCAACGCACGCAAAGUCAGGGCCCGGCCAUGUUGACACUGGCGCAAUUCUACGCGACAGCGUUGGCACUUGAGCCCUUAUUCCCGGAUCUGGGCUCAUCGUUCUGCGGUGCAAUUGCGCUGCCCCCGCUGGAGGCCAUUAUCGGCGUGACGGAUUCGAUGCAGACCGAGCAGGUGAUGAGCCCAGCACUACUGGAGAUUGCAACCGUCAUGCAAUACCCGCAACAAGUCGCCCUCCAAUACCGAACCCGCGCAGCGCAAUUCCAGCAUAUGGCGACCGCACAAGACCACCACUUCACAACCAUGAGCCCCGAAACCAUGGGCCCUGCGUCCAUCGGCAACAUGAGCCCCGCCUUCGCACCACCCGCCCUCCACUACUCCACCUCCCAAUCCUCCUCAGCAGCGCAAUCACCUUUCCUCGAAGUCCCGUCAUCAGCACAGCCCGGUUUCAGCUGGGGCACACAAGCAUGGGGCGCGGUGCCGUCUCCCGGCUUGCCGGCGCAGAACUACCAGCCGCAGGACGAGCAGCAGAUGUACGGAUACUUGCCGUCGAGCAAUUUCGCAGGAGGGUUCGUAUCGCCUUCGAUCUGGGUUUGA
Messenger RNA from Saxophila tyrrhenica, 1455 nucleotides. RefSeq lists its product as uncharacterized. Bases 1 to 1455 code for a protein of 484 amino acids. Gene Ontology annotation, molecular function: DNA-binding transcription factor activity, RNA polymerase II-specific. The record is from RefSeq and is a predicted model, not a curated record. Lineage: Eukaryota; Fungi; Ascomycota; Dothideomycetes; Mycosphaerellales; Extremaceae. The transcript has 4 exons. Gene Ontology annotation, biological process: regulation of transcription by RNA polymerase II.